Molecule: messenger RNA, 972 nt
Organism: Fusarium redolens
Lineage: Eukaryota; Fungi; Ascomycota; Sordariomycetes; Hypocreales; Nectriaceae
Exons: 3
Coding region: 251-922 (223 amino acids)
Biological process (GO): signal transduction
Cellular component (GO): nucleotide-activated protein kinase complex; nucleus; cytoplasm
Molecular function (GO): protein kinase binding
Source: RefSeq, a predicted model, not a curated record
ACAAGCUUUUUUUGAUACCUGAUAACAGCCUCAAUUAUCUUAACUUUUCCGGCUUGGGCUGCGACUCAUCUCUUCUUGCUGCUGCCUCUGUUUCUACUACCGACUCUGUUGCAACUCCUCCUCCUCCUCCCGUUGCGCAUCACCAUCGAUUUUGCUGGACAAAACCCAAAUCAAACUCCCACGUGCUCGUCUUUUGCUUCUUUCAUCAUCCUCAUCCUCAUUAUCUUUUCCGCUUUCGCAGACUCCUUCUAUGAGCUUCUCUUAUCUUCCUCACCAUAAAACCAACCUUCUCACCGUAUCUACUCUGCGUAUCAUUGCAAUAUUCGCCUUGUUCUGCAUCCGGCGAAGCCAUCCUCUCAAACCGCUUAUAACCAAUCCCUGUAUCGAUCGGUCCGGUCGAAGCGGUCUCAGCGCUCUCGAUUUGUACCGUCUGUACCUUUUUCUCGUGUCGCUGUUACUCCCCCGUAGCCGCCAACAAUCUUUAAUUUCGCUCCAGUCCCCCCCAGCCUCGACCAACGCCAAACCGGACUUGUCCUGGUCUCUGCCCGUCCCAUCAACGACUUGGACCUGGCUCUUUUCCCAACCCAACAUCUCUCCCACAAACAAAACCAAAUCUCACUUUACUUCAGUACGCAUUAAAGUUAUUAACUCAUUGCUACAUUCUCUCGAUCCCCUCGCGCAGAUUCCACCACCGCUUAUAACGCAGAUUCCAGUUAUGGGCAGCUUCACUUUCAAGUGGGAGCAUCCCGCCGACGAGGUCUACGUGACCGGUACAUUCGACAACUGGACCAAGAGCGUUAAGCUCGAGAAGGAGGGCAAUGUCUUCUCCAAGACAGUCGACCUAAAGGAGCCCGAGGGCAAGAUUUACUACAAGACUCUACCUUUCUUGCCAGCAUCGAAGACAAGCAUCCCCAGUUCUUGAGUCAUAUAUAGAUGGCGGGGAGAACCAUUGGCAUCAUCUGCCUUGCCUAU